Molecule: messenger RNA, 1919 nt
Organism: Lactuca saligna
Lineage: Eukaryota; Viridiplantae; Streptophyta; Magnoliopsida; Asterales; Asteraceae
Source: the annotation of a GenBank genome assembly
CAUCCUCGAAAUCCAGGCCACAAAUGGUCGCAUGCACAGUUAAUUUCGCUUCAGAAACUACUCCUACGUACUGUUAGGUUGAAGCAUCUGAUUGUGAUGUGUGUAUUCAAAGGAAAUCAAGUAUCCCCAUAAAACUGAAACUUAACGACUAUAUGAGACCCCAUAAGCAAUCUUCAAAAGCAAGUAAUAAAUCAAAUACACAUUUCAAAUCUUCUACAAAUGCGGAUCAAUAUCAUCAUCUGGAAUGGACAAAUCAGAUCACAGAAUCUCCAGUUUAUCAUCCUUCAGUGGAGGAUUUCAAGGAUCCAUUCCAGUAUCUUCAAAAAAUCGCAUCACAAGCAUCAAAAUAUGGAAUAUGCAAGAUUGUUCCUCCUAUAACUUCAACUACUCCAACUGGUGUUAUAAUGAUGAAGGAGAAACCAGGUUUCAGAUUCACACCAAAAGUCCAGCCCCUUCGUGUUGCUAAAUGGACUACAAAUAAUGACAACAACACAUUCUUCAUUAGCACAAAAAGCUACAGUCUUCGUGAUUUUGAGGUCAUGGCAAACAGGGCAACUGCUAAUAAAUACUGUUUAUCUGGAUGUCUUCCAUCUGCAUACUUGGAAAAGGAAUUCUGGCAUGCAAUGACACGUGGCAACAAGGGAACAGUUGAAUAUGGAGUCAAUGUAGAUGGCUCUGCGUUCUCAUCUUCCUCCAAUGACCAUCUUGCAAAUACCAAAUGGAACUUGAAGAAACUUCCAAGAUUGCAAAAAUCAGCACUUCAUUGGAUCAAAAACAGUGUUCCAGGAUUAACUGAUCCGAUGCUGUACAUUGGAAUGCUUUUCAGUAUGUUUGCAUGGCAUGUAGAAGAUCACUAUUUGUAUAGUAUAAAUUAUCAUCACUGUGGUGCACCAAAAACAUGGUAUGGAGUUCCUGGUAGUGCUGCUCAUGAGUUUGAAGAAGCUAUUCAGCAUCAUGUUUAUAGUAAACAAAUUAUAUCAAAAAAUGGAGCUUUCGAAUUGCUUGCAGAAAGAACAACCAUGUUUCCUCCAAACAUACUUUUACAGAAUCAUGUCCCGGUUUAUAAACUCGUUCAAUUACCCGGUGAAUUUGUCGUCACUUUUCCUAGAGCAUAUCAUGCGGGUUUCAGUCAUGGAUUCAAUUGUGGGGAGGCUGUAAAUUUUGCAACUCGUGAUUGGUUUCCAUUUGGUGAAGCUGCUAAUGAGAGAUACACACUUCUUAAAAAGCAGCCUGUGAUUCCUUAUGAAGAAAUUCUAUGCCAAGAAGCUAUGCAUCUUUUUCUUUCCUCAAAAAAGGAUGAUAAACCUUUUGUCAAGAUCUCAUUUGCAUCUAUGAUAAGAAAGUACGAUAAUGCCCUUAAGAGGUUGAAGUCAUUGGAUAAAUCUAUACGUGUCUCUUCAAAUCUCAAAGAAACCGUUAGUUGUGGCCUCUGUAAACGGGAUUGUUACGUGGCUCAUGUCAACUGUAAAUGUCAUUUUCAUCACAUAUGUGUUUUUCAUGAUAAAGAACUCUCUAAUUGCUCUUGUGGGAGCAACCGUUUUCUUUUUGUGAGACCGGAUCUACCCAAAAUGAAAGAAGUAGCAAAAAAGUUUGAAGAACAACCGAUCAAGAAAGUUGGGAAACAGAAGAACAAUUCUAAAGCUGACGUGGCAACAUCUGUAAAUAGGACGGGGACUAGGGGUAAACUGGGAAUUUCGACCAUGUCGAAUACGCGUACGAGGUCAAGUUGUAGGCUAAAGGAAUUCAAGAAAUGUAAAAAGAGAGCUUCUCAAUGCCACCUUUGUGCCAAAAUUGUCCACUAACAGACAUAUCAAGUGUAAUUUUCAAAAGAUUACUGCAACCUAGAAUUUUUUUACAGUGGUUGGAAACUGGAUUUAAGUAAUAUGUUUCUAAUAGCUAUUCAUAUGAUCAUAUCACAC